Messenger RNA from Pseudopodoces humilis (Tibetan ground-tit), 1700 nucleotides. Its product is annotated as bactericidal permeability-increasing protein-like. Gene Ontology annotation, biological process: defense response to Gram-negative bacterium; innate immune response; lipopolysaccharide-mediated signaling pathway. The record is from RefSeq and is a predicted model, not a curated record. Gene Ontology annotation, molecular function: lipopolysaccharide binding. Lineage: Eukaryota; Metazoa; Chordata; Aves; Passeriformes; Paridae.
CAGCAUUGCGGGAAGCCAGGAUGGGAGUGCAGAGCCUGGCAGUGGCUUGUGGGGCACUGGCCUUGUGCCUGGCACUCACCACAGCCACCAACCCCGGCUUCGUGGUGAGGAUCACCCAGGCAGGCUUGGACUACGCCCACGAGCACGGAAUCACAGUCCUGGAGAAGCAGCUGGCCCAGCUGAAGCUGCCAGACAUCUCGGGUGACUCUCGUGUCUUGCGCGUGGGGAAGGUGCACUAUGAGAUCUCCAGACUGCGCCUUCGUGAUUUCCACUUGCCAUACACACGGAUUACCCCAAUCUCCAACGUGGGCCUGCAGGUCUCCAUCUCCAACGCCUUUGCCGAGCUGGAUGGGGAUUGGCGGGUGAAAUUUCUCUUUGUCAGCCGGGACCACGGGUCUUUUAACCUGAAGGUGGAAAAUGUCUACAUCAAAAUCAUCCUGAGGCUGGGCAGUGACACCACUGGGAAGCCCACCAUCAGCACCUCCGACUGCAGUGCCCGCAUCUCCAAAGUCCGAGUUCUUUUUUCGGGCAGGCUUGGGUGGCUUUACAACCUGUUCCACAGCGUUAUUGAGUCCAAGAUGCGGAAGAAUUUAGAGAGCAAGGUCUGUGACAACGUGGCCAAGUCAGUACAAAACGAGCUCCAGACGUACAUCCAGACCCUGCCAGUCACAGCCAGGAUAGAUGCCAAGAUUGGGCUUGAUUAUGCCUUGGUGGCACCCCCAAGAGCUACUGCCCAGUCCCUGGAUGCAGGCCUGAAGGGUGAAUUCUACUCCCUGGCCCAUCGCUCCACCGUCCCCUUCUCACCACCGCCACUGGUCUUCCCCCCGGAUCACGACCGCAUGGUUUACUUUGGAGCCUCCAGCUACUUCUUCAACACAGCCUGCAUUGCCUACCACAAGGCUGGGGCACUGGUCUUUGAAAUCACAGAGGCCAUGAUCCCAAAGGAUGUGGGAUUCAAAUUGGACACCUCUGUCUUCUCAGCCUUCAUUCCCCAGCUGGAGGAGAUGUACCCAGACAUGCCAAUGAAGUUCAGGCUGUCUGCUCCCACUGCUCCAUUCCUGACUAUUGGACCAGGAGGAAUCUCGUUCCAGCCCGUUGUGGAUGCCCAGGCUUAUGCCAUCCUUCCCAACUCCAGCCUGGCUCCUCUCUUCCUCCUCAGCCUGACGGGGAACGUGUCCGCUGUCGUCAACGUGAGAUCCGGCCGCAUAGUUGGGAGCCUGGAUGUGGGCAGGAUCAGGCUCUCUCUGAAGGAUUCAACUGUUGGCACUUUCCAGGUGCGAAUGAUGCAGUCCUUAAUGAAUGCCUUGACUUCCAGUACCCUGAUCCCACGUCUCAAUGCCCGUUUAGAUGAGGGUUUCCCUCUGCCACUUCUGGACAGGAUCCAGCUCUCCAAUACCCUCGUGAAGUUCUACCAGAAUUUCAUGCUGCUUGGAGCAGAUGUUCACUUCCAGCCCCAGGCAUGAAAAUAAGGUGAUGAGAGCCCUUCAGCACAGAAUAUGCCCCAUUCAACACUUGCCCUUCCAUGCUCCCCUGCCUGAGCCAAAGACCACGAGUCCUGCCACUGCAUUGCACUGCUGCCUUGGCUCAGACACUUGGAUGGGGCCUCACAAGGUGCUACCAUGAGCUGCGGUGCUCUGCCCUGGGCCGCCCCAUCCCCACCUCCCUGUGAGCAGCAAUAAAGGUGUUGGUGAUGGGCUAUC